Messenger RNA from Dermochelys coriacea (leatherback sea turtle), 2355 nucleotides. It is a transcript of the gene TXNDC5, whose product is annotated as thioredoxin domain containing 5. Gene Ontology annotation, cellular component: endoplasmic reticulum. The record is from RefSeq and is a predicted model, not a curated record. Lineage: Eukaryota; Metazoa; Chordata; Testudines; Dermochelyidae. Bases 93 to 1163 code for a protein of 356 amino acids. Gene Ontology annotation, biological process: protein folding. Gene Ontology annotation, molecular function: protein disulfide isomerase activity. The transcript is spliced from 9 exons.
AGGCGCCGGGCCGGGGGCGGGGGCUGGCGCCGGCACGGAGGGAGGCGGUCGGCGGACGUGGCCCGGCUUCUCUCUGUCUCUCGCGCUCCGCUAUGGCCGCUGCUCUGUCCCGCGGCGCCUCCCCCCGGCCCGGCCCGGCGCGGCGGCCGCCGCCGCCGCUGCUGCUGUGGCUGCUCGGAAGCCUCCUGUGCGCGGCCCCGGCGCGGGGCGAGGCGGAGCCGGAUCCGCACGCGCGGCACCGUUACAACGCCGAGAUGCUGCGCCACGCCGCCCAGAGCGCCCCGCACUUCGUCAUGUUCUUCGCCCCCUGGUGUGGACACUGUCAACGUCUGCAACCAACUUGGAAUGAUCUGGGAGACAAAUACAACAACAUGGAAAAUCCAUCAGUCUAUGUUGUAAAAGUGGAUUGCACUAUAGAUAUUCCUCUCUGCUCUGAAUUUGGAAUCAGAGGAUACCCCACCCUAAAGCUGCUUAAACCAGGCCAAGAAUCUGUGAAAUACCAGGGUCCUAGAGACUUCCAGGCACUGGAAAGCUGGAUGUUGCAGACACUAAAUGAGGAACCAGCUGAGCAAGAAUCUGAUCUGCAACAACCAAAACUUCCGGAACCUAAACAGGGAAUGCAUGAUCUCUCAGCCGCCAAUUUCAAGAUGCAUACAGCAGAAGGUAAUCACUUUAUCAAAUUCUUUGCCCCUUGGUGUGGCCACUGCAAGGCUUUGGCUCCAACUUGGGAACAGCUGGCUUCAGUUCUUGAACAUUCUGAAACUGUCAAGAUUGGCAAGGUUGACUGUACACAGCAUUAUGAAGUCUGUUCUGAAAACCAAGUUCGUGGAUAUCCCACCCUCCUCUGGUUUAGGAAUGGUGAAAAGGCUGACCAGUAUAAAGGAAAGAGGGAUUUGGAUUCAUUAAAGGAAUAUGUAGAUUCUCAGCUACAAAAUGCCAAGAAUGCCCCAGACGCUGAUAAGCCAUCUGAAGUUCCACAACAGCCUACAGAACCCACUCAUGAUGAGGCUACAGUCCUGUCUCUCUCUGAAAAAGACUUUGACCAAACCAUUGCUAAAGGGGUUACCUUUAUUAAAUUCUAUGCUCCAUGCACUGGCUGUGAGCCCAAGACGUGGUGUGGGAUCCAUAAUCUACUGCCCCUGAUGUGUGAGAGCUACCCCUGAGCCAUGUUGAGAGUGAUGGGGUGCUUCUGCUAGAGGGCCACUGUUACCCUGUUAUGCAUGAGAGAUACUCUGGGGGAAGAAGAGAAACACAGUAAAUUAAAUUGUAAAAUCAGAAUAGAACUGCUAGAAGACUUGUCAUGGCUUUUUCUUACCCAAAAGAUCAGCUUCUUAUGUCUAUUCAGUAUUAAUAUCGAUAUUUGUAUACUAAAAAACAGUGCUUGCCUUUGCUGUGUUGUCUUCUGCGCUCAUUCCCAGCAUACUCUGCUGCUACUUUCUUGUAUCCUGUCUGAAAGCAGAUUGUACGCUUCCACAGCAGUACAGUAAUUUUUACACAGUGGUGAUUCUUAGCAUAGUUUGGGUUCUGUAAAAUAACUUGCUGACUUCAUUGUCAAAAAUUAACUGCUUUUUUACUCAUCACUGUAGACUCAAUGCAGCUAAGAGGAAAUGAGUAUAUAAUAUAUACUUAAGUGGAAUUAUCUACUGUUCAGUUUAUACCUGUGCAGCGCCACUGACGGCAGAUGUGGUUGCACAGGACCAGAUUUUGCCUACACAACCUUUUACAGGCUAUGAUGCACAAGGAGGAAAGAGUCUGGCUUGAUGAUUCAGAACCCAGAUGUAGUUUGCAGGGUUGGGAAUUAGUUUUCUGAGCUCAAUAUAAAGAGAAUUGAGACACACAAGUGGAAUCCCAAUAAGCCCUUUUAGUUACUUUUCAGAGUAGAAUUACACUUUAAAUACCUUCCCCUCUUCUCACUGGAUUCCAAAAGGGUACUGGUCAUGGGGCAAACUCCAGAAGAAUGCCAGAUGGCAAUCGAGGAAGGUUGUAUUAAACACAGAACCAACCUAUUAGCUGCUGCCAGAGAGGAUAGAGUGCUUAUCACAAAGUCGUAGUUUAGGAAACUGUUUGCUACAUUCAUGUAGUUGGUAUCCUAUUCUUAGCUCAAAAAUCAUGCCUGUGUAUACAGUUGUAGUUCAUUGUAUAUAAAUGACCUUUUCCCUUUCCAAGUAGAUUAAUUUGUGUUUGGCUAAGCAAACACUAUUAGGUUGAGAUCUACUUUUGCCCUUCAGUUUAUUUUAGGUAAAUAUUAACAUUAAGUUGCACAGUAAGUAUGAGAAAUUGUUUUGUGCGUGGUCAGUAAUGCUUUUACACUCCGUGUAUAUUAACAGAAGAGUUCAAAUAUAUACUUGUUUUCUG